Messenger RNA from Schistocerca serialis cubense, 1351 nucleotides. RefSeq lists its product as uncharacterized. NCBI's taxonomy places the organism in Eukaryota, Metazoa, Arthropoda, Insecta, Orthoptera, Acrididae. The record is from RefSeq and is a predicted model, not a curated record. The transcript is spliced from 3 exons. Bases 252 to 647 code for a protein of 131 amino acids.
UGCCACAACUGAAAGUGCUGGAUCUACCACACGGAUACGGUGUGGAAGAUAACACAGUAAUUGCCAUCAGCCACGGAUGUCCCGGUUUGCGGCAGCUCUCCGUCACUCACGCUACGAAGCUGUCGCCUGCUGCCUUCUCGGAGAUUGACCGUCUAGAACAUCUUGAAAUACUAGAUGUGACAGGUUGUAGCAGACUCGGCGGAGGCCUAUUCCCCUACCUCGUCGGGCUACCGCGACUUCACACGUUGCGAAUGGGUACCGUGUAUUUCGGUACCACGUAUUUUACAGAGUUGCAGCCAGGUGUGAGCAGCAUCCUCAAAUUGUCAGGUUUGCGCUGUCUGACAUUCGAUUAUUCGGAUGUUACUGGAGAGCCUUUUGAUAAGUUUCCGGAGAAUCUCAUCAGUCUCAGGGAGCUGAGUGUCGAAGGGUGCCGAGGUGACCCCAGAGCCACAGACGGGCUGACCGAGCAGAUGCCCAAUCUCGUAAUCCGCGGCACGGUCCACGCUGGGCUACAGCCUUUCUACUUCGAGGCACUCGAGGAUGUAGGGCCCGGCGAAGCAGACGAAGCGGUGGACGACCGUUCGGAGAGUGACGAAGACGGCGACAGUGAUAGUAGCGUCGGCGGCAGUGACAGUGAGAGAGGUUGAGAGCACUAUAUCUGUAUGUAUAAAAAUGAUGUGAAAUUUAUAGGAAAGUACAAUUCUCAGUACUUGUCAACAUAAGCGGAAACUGUUUUGAAGGAAUAUAACAAAUAAUUUUAGAAAUGUGUAGAAGAAACAGUAAUGUUGUUUGAAUACCUGCUGUAAUAAUCUGCAAUAAUGUUUGAUUCUUGUUGUAACAACAAUGGAUUCACAAUGAAACAAAUUUUUUAAAUGAUAAAAUGGCUACACAGAUCAGGUAGCAAUUCAUAAAUAGCACUGACAAUGUUUUUUUGCAGUAAGUCGAAUUUAAAAACUUCUUUGUUUUUAUAAACCUGUGAAACAAUAAUAAAUGAGGACUGCUACCUUGUUAUUUUAAGUGUUAAUUAUAUUUAUCAGGAUACUACUAGAUACCAUUUUUAAAUAUUAAAUUUCAUUUGGAGGAACCACUUUGUGAUUAAAAUACACGACAGACUCUUUUACGAAUGAACCACACAUCACUAGUGUAAUACUGUACAGCAUUUAUUAUUUGUUACACAAACCAGUUUUUGGCUGAUAAGUCACUGUCGGGUAUGAAGAUAAGUAAGUGGUAAAGUGAAAUUGGUUGGAUCAAAGAUUUUAAAGUAGUCCAUCUAAAGAGUAUUUCUGUUUCCAGAGGUGAAAAAAAAUUAAUGUUACAAGAAGGAACAAAUAAAGGAUUAUUUCAGUGUAAA